Molecule: messenger RNA, 721 nt
Organism: Dermacentor andersoni
Lineage: Eukaryota; Metazoa; Arthropoda; Arachnida; Ixodida; Ixodidae
Source: RefSeq, a predicted model, not a curated record
AUGGCGACUAAGAGAGUUCAUAUUACGAGCCUCAAGCUCAUCAAGCCAGUUGAUGCCUCUGAUGAGGCUAAGGAAAACGAAAUAUGCGGCUUACACAAGCUGUGCAACGAUUCGCACCCUGACGCAAGCCAAGAGGACCCCGGCACGCGACUGAGAGCACUCCUCGACAAGUACAGCACCAUUUUUGACGACACCCUUUGCAAGAUGGAAGGUGAGCAAGCUACCUUGUUUCUGAAGGAAAACCGUCCAAAGUUCCUCAAAGCUCGAAACGUGCCCUACGCGUUGCGAGUGUAUCAAGAUGGCUCAACGCAAGCAUAUUGCAGCGGACGGGGCCAGUGUCGUACGAGGUCAAAGUGCAGACACCCAACGGACACUGUGGGUGGAGGCGACACAAGGACCACUUGCUACGAGCCUCUGCUGCGACGACGACGUCUCCAUUUGCAGUGGAGGAGGAGGCCGAAAUGUGUUAUCCAGCUCUUGCAGUGGGUCCACCACCAUCAGCCGCUCUCUCCGAAACUAGGUCUGCACCCAUGGUCAGUGGAAGCAGCCCUACGAAGCGGUACCCUCAACGAGUUAGGAAGCCACCUGACCAAUACCAGCCAUCCUGACUCUCCAAACUGCGGUGGAGGAAGCGAUACGAGCAGCCGCAGUUCCAGCCGUGAUAAGUGACGUGCCAAGUGACGUCAGCAGGGGCGCUACAAAUAGUGAGCACCUGCAUGAG